UAUGGCGAGUAUAAAGAAGGAACUGAAAGGCAUAAAGGCGGUGAAAAUUGACCCAAAUGUGUUAUCAUUCAACAAGAAAGAUGAAAACUUGUAUGUUGAGGGGGUGGAGCUGGUAAGGAGAACAGUUAUCGAUGUUGUCAAAACGUACGCGGCAAAAGUUUUUGCUUCUUGGAGAAACAUUCAAGGUCCAGGAAUUGGAACACAUUGCUCAAGCAGCAACGAGGAGUUUGUUGAAAUCUUACGGGCUACCCGCAAAUCUCACAAAUGUGAGUUUAAGAUAGCUACCAAAGAAGAGAUGAAAGAAAACAGAGUACAUUGCAUUGUUAUUCUUGAUUCUGGCCAAGGAUUAUUUGUCGGUACAGGCUCCUUAACGGACCCUACUCUCGAAGUGGAUGUCGUCGUUAAUCCUACAAAUUGUGACUUAAAACACAUGAGAAAAGGGCUAGGCAGGGACUUGGUGGAAGAAGGAGGAAGAAUGAUUCAAAGCCAGUGUGAUCAUCACAUCAAGACGCACGGUCCACUGGAGACAUCUGAGGUGUUUAUCAGCGAUGCCGGAAAACUGCCCUUUCAGAAGAUUAUACACGUUGCCGCUCCUGUCUGGCAGGGUGGGGCACAGGGAGAGGAGGAACUGGUGGACAAGGCGCUGGAAAAUGUCCUGUCGACAAUGAACAAUGACACGAAGUUUAUUCUUCGGUCAGUUGCUACUCCUCUCAUUGGACAUGGACAAGGGAAGUUCUCUAGCAGCCGAUCUGCAAGGCUGAUGCUACAAACAAUCAAGAACACGUACAAGAAGUACCCAAAUGUUCGAGAGAUAUUUUUCUACGACCACAAUCCUGCAACUGUGCGAACGAUUCAACAAGAAAUGCACGCACAGUUUGGGGACAAUUGCUUCCAUUUGCCUGUGGAAAAAGUGAGCUUAGGAAAGGAUACCAUAGGACCCACAAAAAAGAAUCUUCUGUGCCUGAGGAACGGGUCAAGGACGCUUCCAAUGCCUGGAAGGAAAUCUCUUAUUAUCAAAUGGGGGAAGUUAGAGGAAACGGGGACGGAAAUUGUUGUCUGCCCAACCGCCACAGCACCAAAGCCAUCUGGUAAAGUUUUGGACGCUAUAUGCUCUGCGUCCCCAAUGGCGGAAGCGGAAGCCGAAAAGGCCUUUAAGCAGUUGUCAUUGAAUUCGAUUGCAGAUGGGGCUAUUGUUGAAACAAUGGGUCCCGUGGGAAAUAUCUACUUCUUGAAGAUCGCUGAAAAGUGGGACGGUCAAACUGGGCGAGCGUCAUUAAAAACGUACGUGGAAAAAUGCUUAACAAAAGCUAUCAUCAACAAGAUCAAAUACAUAGCCAUGCCUCCGAUUGGUCCUAUAUCACGUGGUUACCCCGGAGACGUCGUUGCUAACGAGAUGAUUAAGACUGUUGCUGAAUUUCUCCAAUCUAAGCCAAACUGUUGUUUAGAGGAGGUUACCAUAGUUAUCUACGAGUCGGACAUGGUCACAACUUCCGCAUUUGAGUACGUCCUGCAGUCGUUAUACAAACAUCGUCCACACAGACUUGAGUCGGAGAUACAGGAGAAGGUCACGGAGGAAAAAAAAUCUACUGACGUAGAGUUCGGGUCCGGAAGAGUAAUUGUUCGCAAUACUGCCCCUCCUAAAGGAGCUUUCUGUGUGGCUAAGGGCAUCAACUUGGAGCUGUGUAGAGGAAGCAUUGAAUAUGCCAAGACGGAUGCAGUCGUCUGCACAACGUCAUCCUUUCCCAACCUGCAUGGCGCUAUAGCAGACGCCAUCAAAAAAGCUGGCGGUACCUCGUUACAGCGGGACUUGAGUAACACAUACAAGAGCUACCCCGGGAAAGGUACAGCCUUCACCUCUGGUGGAAACCUACAUUGCAAGAAGGUCUAUUACGUGUUGUUGUCCGACUAUGAUGCAAACAACAAGAACAAGAAGUAUGCAGAAAAGGACAAAAACCAGAACCUCACCUGGAAGGUACAGCAGUGUCUGAUGCAGGCAGAACAUGACAAGCUCUCAUCCAUUGCCAUGCCAACAUUUGGCACGGGAGGGUUCUCGUUUCCGGAUGACAUCGCCGCCAAACAGAUGUUUAAGGCUAUCAAGGAGUUCUUCCAGACACCAAGAACCUAUCUGCACACCGUGGUCAUAUUCAUGUAUGCAGCAGCAGCCAAUACCUGUCAGGUGUUUGAAACCACAGUUGGACAGUACUUCAGCUUGGCAGCUCCUGAUCAGGCGGCUGCAAACCCUCCUCCUCCAGUUGAUAAGCCCGACACAGAACAAGGAAAUAUGUCUAUUGGCAAGGCAAGAGUGGAAACCAUUUAUGGUCCCAUUGAACAAAUGGCGGCUGACGUCAUUAUGGAUACAACAACGAGUUUUCCGAAACUUAACGGCACCAUUCCUAUGCUGCUCGCCAAGGCUGCCGGAAAGGAGGAGUUCGAGGCAGAGUGUAAGAAGAGGGGAAAUGCCAAGGAAGGCAACAUUGUCAUCACACAGGGCUUCAAGCUCAAGUGUAAGAAAGUGUACCACUUCGUCAUGCCCACAUGGAAGCAGGAUACUGGAGAAAAGAGCGUACACGACUGCAUUAAGAAAUGCCUGACGAUGAUGAAGGCGGACAAAUAUACAACCAUUGCUGUACCUACUAUAGGCACAGGCGGGUACCACUAUGAUGCAGCUCUGGUCGCGAAGGGCAUUUGCAGUGCAGCUGGAGAGUUUGGCAAAGCCAACCCGGAUUAUGAUGUUACCGUGAAAAUAAUUCUCUAUCCUGGUGGACCACAGGAUGCAAACAAUGCUAUCAAAUCAGUGGUGAGCAGUUGGAAUUCGGGAAGUGGGAAUGCCAAUAUACCUAAACCAAAAAGUGGCAAAAAAGUUGGCUUUCAAGCAGCAGUCGAUGACGUACAAGAUGAUGAGGACAGUGGUGCGCCUUUCGUGCCCCCUAAGAGGAAAAGAGACUUUGUUCUUCUGCAAUUCGUGUCCGAUAAGACAAAGAACGUGGACGAGGGGUUUGACUAUAUCAAGGAUCAGAUAGACAAAGAUAGGAGAGUUGCUGUUGUCGAGCUGAAGAGAGAAGACAAUAUUGAUGAUGUGGAACUCAUUGAAAAUGACAAGAAAGGGACCCGUAUCGAGGAGUUAGCUGACGUUUUCAACGUUGACGUGAACGUUGACCUCAAGGGACGGAAGGUGACGGUGAAGGGUAUGGGUGAAGACGUCCCAAAAUGCUUUAGGAAAAUCCUCGAACAUCUCAGUGAUCGCCGGAGAGACCAACUCUCCAGGCAUAUUGGCCAAACAGUCCUCAAGCAUAUUGAGUGGUACUACACUGAAGACAGCGGGAAACUGUGGGUGCCCUAUCCCAGACAUAUCAGCUUCAUGCUGGAGGAGGCUUUCGACGAGAAAGUGAACGAGAAGAAGUUUACGGACUCGGACAAGCGCGUGUAUGUGGUAGACUUCCGGAAGUGGACGGAAUGUGUGCAUGAUGGGAAGAAGACGGACUCUACCAGCGCCGUCACAGUCAUCCGAAAGGAUCUGACUGAGGGGAGUAUCUCAGCGCUUCCUGGCUACUGGGCGCCGAUGGCAGACGUGGACACCCUGCUGGAGGUACCGGUACUUCCAGCGGAAGAGGAGUACCAGAAGGUGGAGGCGGCUUUCAUCGCUGCCCUUGGGGCUUACCGGCCACGCUUCCAGCAUAUCAAGGAGAUACGGCGCAUCCAGAAUCGCUCCCUUUGGCAACAGUACAUGACCCGGAAGCAGCAGUUGGAUGCGGAGCUAGCCGGAAGGGGCGUCCAAGACAUUGAGCGGCGCCUCUGGCACGGGUAUGACGUGCAGAACGAAAAAUCCAUCAACGUCUAUGGUUUCAACAGAAGCUAUUCGGGCCAGACAUUUGGUGCGGUGUACUACGGUCUUGGCGUCUACUUCGCCGUGAAGUCCGAGUACUCCGCCGGUGCCAGCUACUCGCCCGUCGACGCCGCAGGCUACAAGCACGUGUACCAAGCCAGGGUUCUCGUCGGGGACAGUGUACAAGUGAACAAGGGCUACACGGAUAGGUACCCGCCGCUACUUCCGGGAUCACAGACGGAUAGGUAUAACUCGACGUGUGAUGAUCCUGCAAACCCAGGGGAAUUCGUCAUCUACAGUGAUACUCAGGCCUAUCCAGAAUACACCAUCGUCUUCAAGUGAACAGACUCAGUACAAAAAAAGUUCAGACCUGAUAUUUAAGGAAAUGGUUAAAGGUUGUUAAUAUGUACUUACAAAAAUAAAUAAUUUGAUCCGACACAGUUGCAUAACCAAAAAGUAUUGUGUUAAAGUACAUACUAACAAACUUUUACUUUUUAGUUGUGUACAAACUAUUGUGUAAACUACCCACUUAGUGGUCCAGCCACUGUUUAUAUCUACCGGUUCACCUGAUUUAAAUCAAUAAUGGCUGAUUGCUGAUUUACUGAAAACAUAUAUUGGCAUAAAGUUUACUGCCAUCUCAUUGGACAAAAAAAAAUGACCACUUAUACUGUUUCAGGAAGUAUUACUUAAGUGUGUUAUUACUCCACUUUCUGGCAAGCUUUUAAUUAGAUACUGGAGUUACUGCCCAAUAUAUAUAUAUUGUAUGUAUUUAACUAUUUUAUUUAUUAUUUUAUACAUGUAGUGUGUUUCUUUUUAUUUUCAUUAGCAAUAAGUGUUUUAUUUUGCUGAAUGUUUGUCCAUUAUUGUUGUUUUCCGUUUAGAUAUUCCCCCAAUUAAUUGACCAAUGAGGAUAGAUGUUGUUAUCAAUGAGCUGCUGCAGCCGAGUUAUAAUCUACCAAUGUAUAAAAUUUGGAGAAGUUAGUCGAUAAAACUCAGCUUUUCGUUGGCCAGUUUACGCAUUGCUUUGAUUUUAUUGGUUGAUAGUUAUUAUUGGAUAAGUGUUGGCCAAUCAAUAAACUUUAGGGCUGACUUUGAAAAAACUAAAGAAUUAACCAAUUUUUUACAAUUGGGUGCUGCUGGUUGAUAUCCUACUCGUGCAUAUAUGAUAAUAUAUAUAACAGGAAAGACUAGCGGGUCCAGGGGUGGGGAUAGGUGUACUUUACAUGUCGAUAUCGGAGAAAAAAAGUAAUAAAAUACGCUCAAAAUAGUUUUCAGACUGGAAAUUGUUAUAUUUACUUCGCCUCCCCCCUCCCCUGCCAACAUGUUUUAGUAUUUAAAUUUCGGCACUGAGGGAGGAGCGUAAUUCUAAAAGUUGU
Messenger RNA from Mya arenaria, 5199 nucleotides. RefSeq names its product protein mono-ADP-ribosyltransferase PARP14-like. The transcript has 26 exons. Gene Ontology annotation, molecular function: NAD+ poly-ADP-ribosyltransferase activity; transcription corepressor activity. The record is from RefSeq and is a predicted model, not a curated record. Lineage: Eukaryota; Metazoa; Mollusca; Bivalvia; Myida; Myidae. Gene Ontology annotation, biological process: negative regulation of gene expression. Gene Ontology annotation, cellular component: nucleus; cytoplasm. The coding region runs from base 2 to 4165 and encodes 1387 amino acids.